Molecule: messenger RNA, 1810 nt
Organism: Camellia sinensis
Lineage: Eukaryota; Viridiplantae; Streptophyta; Magnoliopsida; Ericales; Theaceae
Product: amino acid permease 6
Source: RefSeq, a predicted model, not a curated record
AUAUAUGCUCAAACCAUUUAUGUUGCUUAGAGUUGGAGAGAGAGAGGAGAGUUGUCCAUACCACCAUAUAGAGAGAGAAAGACAUGGAGAAGACUACAAGCCUUCGCCCUCAAAAUGGCAUUUCUACUGACAAGUUUGAUGAUGAUGGCCACCCCAAACGAACUGGAACUGUGAUGACUGCAAGUGCACAUAUAAUAACAGCAGUGAUAGGGUCAGGGGUGUUGUCAUUGGCAUGGGCUAUAGCACAGUUGGGUUGGAUUGCAGGCCCAAUUGCACUGAUUUUAUUCUCUAUCAUCACUGCGUUUACUUCUCACAUGCUUGCUGACUGCUACAGAGACCCUGUUACUGGCACCAGAAACUACACUUACAUGGAUGCUGUUAGAUCUAAUCUAGGAGGAAUAAAAGUCAAGCUCUGUGGAGUGGCACAGUAUGCAAAUCUUGUUGGAGUAACAAUAGGAUACACUAUCACUACAGCUAUUAGCAUGGCGGCUAUAAAAAGAUCGAAUUGUUUCCACAAGCAAGGGCACAAAGUGGGUUGUCAUACAUCAAACAAUAUCUUCAUGAUGAUAUUUGGGGUGAAGCAGAUAAUACUCAGCCAAAUACCAAACUUUCAUGAUCUUUCAAUACUGUCCAUCGUCGCUGCUAUUAUGUCCUUCACUUACUCUGCCAUUGGCCUCGGCCUCGCCAUUGCCAAAGUUGCAGAGGGGCAUCAUCCGAAGACAAACCUAACAGGAAUACCAAUUGGAGAGGAUGGAAUGACAAAUUCACAGAAAAUAUGGAACACCUUCCAAGCACUUGGUAACAUCGCUUUUGCCUAUGCUUUCUCUAAUGUCCUCAUUGAGAUACAGAACACACUAAAAUCUACCCCACCGGAGAAUGUAGCAAUGAAGAAAGCUACCUUGAUUGGGAUUUCAGUCAGUACCAUGUUCUAUAUGUCAUGUGGACUUGUCGGUUAUGCAGCAUUUGGGAACCACGCGCCAGGGAACUUUCUGACUGGAUUCGGCUUCUAUGAACCCUUUUGGCUUGUCGACAUUGCUAACGUGUGCAUUAUUGUUCAUCUUGUUGGAGCCUAUCAGGUAUUCUGUCAACCAAUAUUUGGGUUCGUUGAAAGUUGGAGCAGCAAGCGAUGGCCACAAAGUGGAUUCAUAGCAAGAGAAUACCCCAUUGCCAUGCCAUUUGGAGGCACUUUCAACAGCAACCUCUUUCGGUUUGUCUGGAGAACAGCAUACGUGAUUUUCACAACUAUCAUCGCAAUGUUACUUCCAUUCUUCAAUGAUUUCUUGGGUCUUCUCGGUGCCUCUGCUUUCUGGCCCUUGACAGUGUAUUUUCCAGUUGAGAUGUACAUUUCACAAGCAAAGAUUCGUAAAUUUUCUUCCACCUGGAUUUGGCUGCAACUACUGAGCUUGUCCUGCUUGAUCAUAUCGCUCGUUGCCGCUGCCGGAUCUAUUCAAGGACUCAUCAAGGCCGUCCAGACCUACGAGCCUUUCCAAUCUAUAUCUUAACCGUCCCUUAGUCUCAAUUGUUGUAAAAAGUUAGUUAAUAACAAAUACAUAUAUUACUCUAGCAAUAUAUAUGUAUAUAUAUACAAUAAACCAUUGAAUGUGGUUUAUCAAACAAGUCAAUCAAUAGUCUUCUCCAAAUUGGAUAUGUUUUUGUUUUCUUUUCUGUAUAACACCUAACCAGUGCAUGGCUCCGAGACAAGAAGAACUAGAAUACGAUAUUGAUACGAUUUCAUCAUCUAGAGUAUCAACCCUUUUCUUUAUGAACCAAACCCAUUUUUUCAUAUACAUACACAUCCUGUAAAUAUUAG